AAAUGGUCAGUGUCAGACCACAUUGGUACAGAAUAUAGAAGCAGAAGGGACUAAACGGCUCCAUUCGAACUGAACUGGGAAUUUGAUUCUGCUUAAUCAGCUAAAUUAAAAGACAACAAAAUCAUGGAGACAAACACAACUUUCCCUGACUUCUUCGGCAAUCACAGCUUCACCAAUAUCACGUGUUCCCGUAACAACGUGUUGAAGACUGUGGUCUUUCCUGUUCUCUACUCCUUCCUCUUCUUGCUGGGACUGACACUCAACGGCGUGGCGGUGUGGGUGUUUUUUCGCAUCCCCUCCCGGUCUCACUUCAUCAUAUACCUGAAGAAUAUUGUGGUUGCGGACGUCAUCAUGACCUUCACAUUCCCUUUCAAGGUGUUAUCAGACUCCAACAUGGCGUCCACUGGCCUGCGUGUGUUUGUGUGCCGAGUUUCCUCAGUGCUCUUCUACCUCACCAUGUACAUCAGCAUCCUGUUCUUCGGCCUCAUCAGCAUCGAUCGCUGCAGGAAGACCCUCAAGCCCUUCAGGGGCACUAACGCGUCCCGGUUGGCUCGUCGGAAGCUGCUCUCGGGCUUCAUCUGGACCUGUCUGCUCGUCCUCUGUCUGCCCAACGUGAUCCUGACGUGCAAAACCCCCACUGCUCAACACUUCAAGUGCAGCGACCUGAAGACGGAGGCCGGGCUGUUCUGGCAUGUGGUGGUGAAUCAUGUCUGUCAAGUUAUUUUCUGGGGCAACCUGGUGACGGUGAUAGUCUGCUACACCCUGAUAACCAAAGAGCUGUACAGGUCCUACUCCCGCAGUAAGUCCCACAGCGCUGGAGGGGCUGCAUGUCGAGCACAAAGCCGGACAACAACCCGCACGUCCCAGCCGCCCAUAAGGAAAAUCAAUGCAAACGUGUUUCUGGUCCUGGCAGUGUUCUUCCUGUGCUUUGUGCCAUUUCACUUUGCCCGUGUGCCGUACACCAUGAGCCAGACGCGAGGGGUUAUCUUCGACUGUCAGCUCAAGCUCUUCUUCUUUCAGCUGAAAGAGAGUAUGCUGUUCCUCUCAUCGCUGAACUCUCUGCUAGACCCGCUCAUCUACUUCUUCCUCUGCCAGUCCUUCAGAACCACACUGUUCAAGACCCUGCGGCUCCCUCCUGGUUCCUGCAGCUGGCUGACAGGGAGGGGCUCGGACGGGGACACGGGCAGCACCCCUCUGAAAGACUCCUCUGUGGGGACAUGAAGUCCCUGCACAGCACAAAGACACUUGUAUCGUGGUAGUGAGGUGUUGCUAUUUCGUAACAAUGAGAAAUUACCUUUGUGACUACAUUUCACAGUUUGUCCUGAACAACUGAAAACAAAUCAUUAAAUCACCAUUAUAUCAAUAUCUAUCAUAGUUAUUACACUGUAAUUAACACUUAUCAAAAGCUGUUGUGUUGUGUGCCCAAGUUUUUGGUAACAUUGACAGUUUCAAGAUAUAUAUAUAUAUAUAUAUAUAUUUUUUUUUUUUUUUUUUUUUUUUUUUACUUUCAUUUCUUUUUCUGUGAAGGAUAUUCGGGCGAUGUUGAAGAAAAAUAUUUUGAGAAUAAAGUUGUAAUAUUGUGUUAUUAAAGUUUUUAUAUAACGAGAUUAAAAAGAAGAACAUUUUUUGGGUAAAGAAUAAUCCCUUCUUCAGAAGAGACACACUUGCAAACUUUUCCUGAUAUUAAUGAUAAUGUGUUGUUGAUAUGACAACAGAUUAAGUAUUUUUUUAUUUGUGAGACUUAUACUAAAGCAUAACUUCACAAGACGCUUCACCUCCUCAUUUUAACGAAAGAUAAGUUGCAGAUUUUAGAUUUUCCCCGUUAUAAAAAUAAUCUUUACAGCUUCUUAUCGUGAAAUAUUAACUUACAAACUGAAAAUAAAAUGCCACGGUCAUUCAACCCAUUCCUCUUUAACAGUCUGCCUGUACACUAAAUGUCUAGUCUUACAUGUAAACUCCUGUCAACUCACUGUUGUAAUAACUAAUGUGCAUUGUUCACGUUAUCAGUGAGUGAUUGUUUUGGAUAUUAAGUCACA
This is a messenger RNA of Platichthys flesus (European flounder), 2036 nucleotides long. It is a transcript of the gene p2ry12, whose product is annotated as purinergic receptor P2Y12. Gene Ontology annotation, molecular function: G protein-coupled purinergic nucleotide receptor activity. NCBI's taxonomy places the organism in Eukaryota, Metazoa, Chordata, Actinopteri, Pleuronectiformes, Pleuronectidae. Gene Ontology annotation, cellular component: membrane. The coding region runs from base 124 to 1221 and encodes 365 amino acids. The transcript is spliced from 3 exons. Gene Ontology annotation, biological process: G protein-coupled receptor signaling pathway. The record is from RefSeq and is a predicted model, not a curated record.